AUGACCGAAAGUUUCCUAAAAAGAAUGCGUUGGAAAGCACAUUUCUUCUUGAACACAACAUCGGAGCAUAGAGAAUAUCCAUUCCACUUAAAAACGAGAAAAUGCCCACAAGUGGUUCCUCAACUUGAACCCUUCGAAAGCGACAUGUUCAACCUUGUAGAGGACAUAAAAUUUCGCAAAGCAUCAACACCUUUUCAAUCACAGUUAAACAACGACAUCACUAGAAUUAAUGGUUCAGACAAA
Messenger RNA from Paramuricea clavata, 243 nucleotides. NCBI's taxonomy places the organism in Eukaryota, Metazoa, Cnidaria, Anthozoa, Malacalcyonacea, Plexauridae. The record is from the annotation of a GenBank genome assembly.